Messenger RNA from Rotaria sordida, 3282 nucleotides. The record is from the annotation of a GenBank genome assembly. NCBI's taxonomy places the organism in Eukaryota, Metazoa, Rotifera, Eurotatoria, Philodinida, Philodinidae.
AUGGGCUUCAACACUAUUCUCUGGGUUGCCGGUAUUUUUGCUUUUUUAGCUUAUAAACCGUUUGGUGAACCAGCACCAUCGAUAACGAACUUAGCACUCGGAGUUAUACUUGUAUUGGUCAUUACUUGUAAUUCUAUUUUGAACGUUUAUCAAGAAAUUAAAUCGAUAAAAAUUGUAGCAUCCUUUUCGAAACUGUUACCAACGAUUGCUACAGUUCGGCGUGAUGGUAGAGAACAACAAAUAGUUGCCGAUCAAAUCGUACCAGGUGAUGUUAUUCUCAUUCGUAUGGGUGAUAAACUACCUGCUGAUUGUCGAUUUCUAAUGUGUGAUGGGCUUAAAAUCAACACAUCAGAAUUGACUGGUGAAUCGAAGCCUGUCACGUCAACAGUUCGAUGUACGAGUCAAAAUUUUAUGGAAUCAACUAAUAUUGGCUUUUAUUCGUCAAUGGUCGAACAAGGUACCGGUGAAGCAGUGGUUAUUGCCACCGGUGACAAUACUAUUUUGGGCAAAAUGUCACGACUGACACGCGGCGAGUCGGGUGAUGAAGUCACCGGUCUACAUCGCGAAGUCAAUCGUUUUGUUUUAUUCGUUGUUAUAGCCACUGCUAUCGCUAUUCUCAUUCUGUGGAUCACUUGGGCUGCAUGGCUCAAUAGAGAUCAUCACAGUUUUGUUACCUACAAUGCAAAUAUUGUUAACUCCAUCGGUAUGGUUGUCGGUUUUUUACCUCUGGGCUUGCCAUCGGCUGUGACUCUUGUAUUGACAAUUGUGGCCAAACGAAUGUAUCGACAACGUGUGUUAGUCAAAAGUUUACAAAUAGUCGAAACUUUCAAUUCAGUUUCAGUGAUUGCUACUGAUAAGACAGGUACAUUGACGCAAAACAAAAUGACAGUCACUCAUCUGUUAUGGGACACGCGUGGUACCUACAAAGUACCUGAACCGCAACCGCCACCGGUCGCAGAGGAGACUCUUUUUCAAGCGAUUCGCCGUUUAUCAUCUGGAGCCAUCAAUACAGCUCGCCGUCUAUCAAUAGGAGUCGUGUCAGUUGCGCGAAGAUUGUCUAGUGGUAUUAUCAAUCAACCACAACGCAUGAUGUCGUUUAGUGAUGAUAAUGAAAUGCAAAUUAUUCCGAGCAUAGCAAGUGAAGUUCAAGUUGAAGCAUUCAAAGAUCUUCUGGUCGGUGCUGUUCUCUGUAAUAAUGCCGAAAACCAAAUAGUACAAGAUGCACAAAUUGGACAAGAUAUAUCAGAAAUGAAAUCCGAAUUACGUCUUGUGGGUGACGCUGCCGAUACAGCUCUCUACAAUCUAUGUGUCGAUCGAUGUUAUGUUGAUAUUGAUACAGUGCGCAAAAACAACCUUCGUUUGAAAGCAUUACCAUUCAAUUCAUCUAAUAAAUUUAUGGUUGUGGCUAAUGAACUUGAAUCAAAUGAUCCGUCUAUAUUGGAAAGCGAACGUACCGUUUUGAUUACAAUGAAAGGUGCACCAGAUAUUGUCAUCCAACGUUGUUCAUCAUACAAAAUCCAUAAAGGUGUCAUUUUGCCAUUAGACGCCGACAUAAAACGAAUAAUGUUUAAUCGACAAGAAGAACUAGGAAAAAAUGGUUAUCGUGUCAUCGCCAUGUGUCAACAGAAAGUUAGUCGACAACAGUACGAUCAAAUGAUGGAGCGAUAUAAAGAAGAACAACGUUCGCAAUCGGCUGCCGAAGAUUUGAGUGGAUUUCCAUCGGGUGACUAUUGCUUCAUUGGUCUCUUUUCAUUACUUGAUCCUCCUCGAACGGAAGUGCCUGAUUCCGUUCUGAAAGCUCGUCGUGCUCAAAUUCGUGUGGCCAUGGUCACUGGUGAUCAUCCAACGACGGCCAAAGCGAUUGCAAAGCAAGUACAUAUUUUGACACCAGAAAUUGCAGAAAUGAACGGUGUGGAUACGUUUAAAAUGGGACAUGAUGAUAAGGGUCAACCGGUUCUCAAUUUGUAUCGAAACGAGAAAUUAUUGAAACAGUACGUACCUGGUCAAGCAACACGAAUUGAUCCAGAGAAUAAAAAUGCCCGAAACAUGGUGAAGCAGGCUGAAAUUGAUGCUGGUGAAGCUGAAGCUGAACCACCGCCACCUUGGUACAAGCGAGCUUGGGCAUCGUGUCGAAAUCAAUUUAGUGAACCGAAAUCGGAUCUUCCACAAGCAACGAAAAUGGAAUAUAUUCCCUAUGCAAUUGUGGUUGCCGGUUCAGAAAUCGGUCUUAUGGACGAUUUUAUGUGGGAUUGGGUAUUGUCUCAUCAAGAGUUGGUCUUUGCACGAACGUCACCUGAACAAAAAUUGCGCAUAGUUGUGGAAUUUCAACGACGUGGCGAAGUCGUAGCAGUGACAGGUGACGGAACUAACGAUGCACCAGCACUUAAGUGUGCUCAUCUCGGUGUAGCCAUGCAAUCUGGCACAGAAGUAUCUAAAGAAGCUGGCGACAUGAUUCUACUUGAUAACAAUUUUGCAUCGAUCAUUCAAGCCAUUGAAACAGGUCGAUUAUUGAGUGAUAAUUUGAAGAAGGUGGCCAUCUAUUUGUUACCUGGAGGCUCGUGGUCGCAAAUUUGGCCUGUUUUCUUUAAUCUCUGGUUCGGCAUGCCAUUGGCUCUCUCUGCUUUUUGGGCUACAAUUUUCUGUAUGCUGAACGAUGUAUUCAUGUCCCUUGCCAUGGUUACAGAAAAGCCUGAACGUGAUAUCAUGUCUCGACCACCAGCGAUUCGUGAGAAAGAUCAUCUACUCAAUCUAAAAUUGCUCGCUCACGCUUAUUUAUUGGUUGGAAAUUUAGAAUGCUUCACUGCAUUCUUUUGCUUUUGUUACUAUUGGAUUGAUAAUGGCGUGCCUUUCUAUUCAUUCAUGUUUACUUAUGAAAAAUUCGGUGUCGAUCCUCCCCUUAAAUAUACACCGGAACAAUUAGUACUGAUGACUAAUUCGGCACAAUCAGUUUACUAUUGUUCAAUGUGUCUUUUUCAAUUUUUCAAUUUCCUCGCCACACGUACUCGAUAUACAUCGAUUCUCGAACACAAUCCAAUUUGGGGUAAAGGUCAAAACUUAUUCAUAUUCGGUGCAAUGCUCAUUUCGGUCGGUAUUCAAUUACUUUUAACACUUGUUGGUUGGUUCAAUCGUGUGUUUGGCACAGGUCGAGUGCCAGUCAAAUAUGUUAUGCCAACGCUUGGAUUUGGCAUGCUCUGGUUGAUAAUUGAUGAGUUAAGAAAAUAUUGCGUACGCAAAUAUCCACGUAGUAUUAUUGCACGACUUGCUUGCCAACAAUUAAUUUAG